Molecule: messenger RNA, 270 nt
Organism: Rotaria sp. Silwood2
Lineage: Eukaryota; Metazoa; Rotifera; Eurotatoria; Philodinida; Philodinidae
Source: the annotation of a GenBank genome assembly
AUGUCAAUCACAACCGUAUUAUUCAGUACUGAUUUCAUUUCUAAUAAUGUUCGUCUUAUUUUUAUUCAAGAAGCAACAGUUGUUAGUACAGAUAAUAUGACGAUGCAAAUUCAUACAUUACCUCCGCUUGCUCAAAAUGCAACACAACGCAUGAGUAAAUUGGUGGAAAAAGUUGAAACAACGAUGACUACUACUACUACUACUAAUCUUCGUACGAUCAUUGAAGAUAUUGCGAGUGCAGCUAAGAUGUUAAACAAUCCAAAGAAGUGA